UCCGUGCGCGCCCCCGACACAAGGCGAAUGCGGUAGCCUACGAAAAAACAAGCGAGCGGCGCCUGAGACACAGGAGGGGCGCAGUUUACCUCCAGCUAGCAACAUCUCAAUUUUGAACGCACUUUUCACGCCCUGCUGGCUUUUUGUUACUGCCGGAGAGUGCUGUGGAUAUUCGCGGACAGAGACAAUAGGAUGCAGUGGAGACUCGGCUGUUGACUGGUGUGCAGGCUCUCCACUUCUGUCGUCCUUAGGGGGCCCGAUUCCUGUGGUCCCCACUUUAUCUGAGGUUGUGUCGGGACUACACUAACUGAUGCCAUAGGAGUACAGGGAUCACCCUUGCUCGCGUUGCUCGGAUCUGCACAGCUCAUCUCCUGACUGAGGAGGCCACGGCAGCUGCACCAUCUACUACGAAGUGUUCCCUCCUUGCCCCGCCCACACCGUCCUAUCACCAUGGUGCUUUCACAACGGCAACGAGAUGAACUAAAUCGAGCCAUAGCUGAUUAUCUGCGUUCCAAUGGAUAUGAAGGCGCGUAUUCUACUUUCAAGAAGGAGGCAGAAUUAGACAUGAAUGAAGAAUUGGACAAGAAGUAUGCCGGCCUUUUGGAAAAAAAAUGGACUUCAGUUAUCAGAUUACAAAAGAAGGUUAUGGAACUUGAAUCUAAACUGAACGAAGCAAAGGAGGAAAUCACUCUGGGUGGACCAGUUAGUCAAAAGCGAGACCCCAAAGAGUGGGUCCCACGCCCUCCAGAAAGGUAUGCGCUGAGUGGUCAUCGAAGUCCCGUUACCAGAGUCAUCUUCCACCCAGUCUUCAGUGUGAUGGUGUCCGCUUCAGAGGAUGCUACAAUAAAGGUGUGGGACUAUGAGACCGGAGACUUUGAACGCACACUAAAGGGCCACACAGAUUCUGUGCAGGACAUCUCUUUUGACCAGACUGGAAAACUGCUUGCAUCCUGUUCUGCAGACAUGACUAUCAAGCUGUGGGAUUUUCAAGGCUUUGAGUGCAUCAGGACUAUGCAUGGACAUGACCACAACGUAUCAUCUGUAGCCAUUAUGCCCAAUGGAGAUCACAUAAUUUCUGCCUCAAGGGACAAAACCAUGAAGAUGUGGGAGGUGGCAACUGGUUACUGUGUGAAGACUUUCACUGGCCACAGGGAGUGGGUCCGCAUGGUGCGACCCAACCAGGAUGGCACUUUGGUUGCCAGCUGCUCCAAUGAUCAGACGGUGCGCGUGUGGGUUGUGGCCAACAAAGAGUGCAAAGCUGAACUGCGGGAGCAUGAACAUGUGGUGGAGUGCAUCUCCUGGGCGCCAGAGAGCGCUUACCCCACCAUACAAGAUGCCACAGGUUCUGAGAGCAAGAAGAGUGGUAAGCCAGGCCCUUUCCUCCUGUCUGGCUCAAGAGACAAAACCAUCAAGUUGUGGGAUGUUAGCAUAGGCAUGUGCCUUAUGACACUGGUCGGCCAUGACAACUGGGUGCGUGGCCUCCUUUUCCACCCGGGAGGCAAGUUUAUUGUGACCUGUGCAGAUGACAAAACCUUAAGGAUCUGGGACUACAAGAACAAGCGCUGCAUGAAAACCCUGAGUGCCCAUGAACACUUUGUUACCUCUUUGGAUUUCCACAAAGCUGCUCCUUAUGUUGUCACUGGGAGUGUAGAUCAGACAGUAAAAGUGUGGGAGUGCCGCUGAAUAGGACCUCCUAAGAUUGGACCAGCACCCGACGACCCAGAUGGUCUUCUGGAUCCUGUCUCCCACCCCCUCCCUCACCUUGUCAUUCCACCUCCCCCGUCACCUAAGCUAAACGUCACCCGCACAUCUUCAUCUCCUUCGGCUGCACCUGCCACCAUGGUUACUUACCCAUUGCGCUCUCUGGUCUUUAUAACCUCUGCCCCUCUGUGUAAAUUAUUCCUGGAUGUAGAUCAAGCUAUUAAAUGUUACACAAAAAAAGUAUUCUUGCAUGGUAAUCAAAACUUGUAUACUGUAAAUUUGCAUAAUGUCUAGAAGUACCAUAGGUUUAACACAGGGCUGGCCGUCUGUCACGCAGCCUUACUGACCAACCGAAGGCAGAUGUUUUUUGAUGUAGGGCACUAAAAAAAAUAAUUUAAGAAAUGAGUGUCUUUACGUGUAAGAUUAUUUUUGUCCGUUUUUUUUUUUUUUUUUUUUUUUAUAUAUAAGAACUAUUUCUUUCUCUAUCUCCUUUGCUGUCUUAGUCUGAUCGUGCCUAGCUUGGUACAAAACCUUUGAGCGAUCAGGCAAAAAAAGCAUAUACGUUAAGACCGUGUCGGCCUUUAUCAAAAUAAUCUGUAGCUUUAUACCAUCACUUCUCAAGUGUGCAUACCAUUUCUCUUCACGUGGAGCUUGCUCAUAUUUUAAUGGUUGUAUAUACCAAUGUUUCAAACUGUUGUCCUUGGACCUCGGGGGGAUAAACCGCAGCUUUGUACUCCUGUCAUGGUGGCACUUGAACAAAAUAUUCAGCUAGUGGUGAAAUGUCCCAUUGCAAUUUGUGAAUAGCAGCGCUGAGCUAUUGGCUGAAGUUUGGUGGAGGCUGUUGGUGUGCGCGCCUGAGUGGAGAUCAGGGAUUACACAAUUUCUAAUCUUGAGCACUUGAUAAAGACGCUGGCUGUGUCUCCUUUGGGAGAUCGUUUCCUCUGACCUUCCCUUUGUCCUCAACUCCCACCCAUUUAGCCCUGCUAGGGUAUUUGUGUAAUAUAGGAAGGAUGUAUAGACUAAAGAUACUUAGUUGUCGCUCGGCGCCUUUAAUGACUACAAACAUGAACCUUCUUAUACAAAAUGUGGAAAAGAAAAAGCAUGACGAGUCAACGUGCGCCCCUGGGUUUGAUGCCUGGGAUGUGCAAAGGUAUAUUAAUUUCUGAGAGGUGAAAAAUAAGUUCAGCUCUAAAAAUAGUUGAUCGGUUUUCUGUGAAAAUAUGAACUGUAAAUUUAGCUAGUUAAGCCAUUUGGCAGUUUUGUAAUGUUGCAGUAAAAUAUGAGCUGGAGAGAAGUGGGGGUAGUUUUGGACUAGUGAGAAAAUGGUAGCAGCAGACAUGCUAAGUGUUCUGCUUCAUACAGUAUGUGCUCUGUAAUAUGAACAUCUCUACUGACAAACUCCAUGGACAACUUGACGUGUUUUUGAGUGGCAUUCUCACGUUUAACUUGAAAUGGGAAGAACUUCAGAUAGAAUGGGAUUUGAAAAAAAUAUCUAAAACCAACCAUUCCUUUGCCAUUGUAGGAAAUGAUAUGAAACAUCUUAUCGCCAGAAAGGUGGUGGUUCAUUUAUCUUGCACACCCCCCCCCCGUUUCCAUGAAAUCUUUGUUCCUUUAAGAUGAUCAAAGACAAAUUACUGAUGUUGAUAAUUGCAUUAAAAACCUAUAAUUUUCCAAUGCAGUUAUUGGCUAAUAAAGAAUUCCAUUGCUUCAAUAAA
Messenger RNA from Phycodurus eques (leafy seadragon), 3416 nucleotides. It is a transcript of the gene pafah1b1a, whose product is annotated as platelet-activating factor acetylhydrolase 1b, regulatory subunit 1a. NCBI's taxonomy places the organism in Eukaryota, Metazoa, Chordata, Actinopteri, Syngnathiformes, Syngnathidae. The transcript has 11 exons. Gene Ontology annotation, cellular component: nuclear envelope; cytoplasmic microtubule; neuron projection. Gene Ontology annotation, biological process: vesicle transport along microtubule; establishment of mitotic spindle orientation; retrograde axonal transport. The coding region runs from base 451 to 1683 and encodes 410 amino acids. Gene Ontology annotation, molecular function: microtubule plus-end binding; dynein complex binding. The record is from RefSeq and is a predicted model, not a curated record.